Messenger RNA from Folsomia candida, 6850 nucleotides. Its product is annotated as dentin sialophosphoprotein. Gene Ontology annotation, cellular component: cell surface; focal adhesion; integrin complex. The record is from RefSeq and is a predicted model, not a curated record. Gene Ontology annotation, biological process: cell-matrix adhesion; cell migration; cell adhesion mediated by integrin. Gene Ontology annotation, molecular function: integrin binding. The transcript has 6 exons. The coding region runs from base 61 to 5649 and encodes 1862 amino acids. Lineage: Eukaryota; Metazoa; Arthropoda; Collembola; Entomobryomorpha; Isotomidae.
AGGUACGAGAUUUUCAGUGUCAAGGUGACUUUACUGCAUAAAACUUACUUUACUCGGAAUAUGGCUACGCUAUAUUUAGUAUGGGUAGGAGCAUUACUUGUCCUUGGCUCUGUAGUAUCUGGUCAAAUUCAAGACGACCAGGCAAUAGUGAUAUCGGACAGAAAUUCUUUUCUUCGGUACUUUGAUACAGAAAUACACUGGGAAAUUAAAGAUUCGGGUCCGGUUGGUGGGCUUCCACUGCAGCCUUCUUCCCAAUAUUUUUACAUCACUAGAGACCAGGGUCAAGAUGACGAUGGAAGCGAGCAUUCUGAAUUUUAUCAUUUCAUAUUCAAUGUGGAGAAGCAUAUUUGCAACUCAACCACAAUGGAAUUUUCAAUUAAAUAUUGUAAUUUCGAUACGCGCACUACGAUUUGGCCAAUACAAGUGGCUGGCGACUCUGGAGAUGACUUUCACACUUUGAAGUCCCACCAUGUGUUCGUUUGGGAUUACGAGCAAUUCACCGUAGACAUUUCGUUAGGAGUGGUGGAGAUAGCUGGUAUUCUUGAUGUGGAUACCGAAUUGUUAAUUGAUGAAAUAGUUCUAUGGCACGAUGGAAAUUAUGACUGCCUUCCACCAACCCCUACAACACUAUCAACUGAUCACACUACCACUGAGACCACUACAAAUUCAAUAACAGAUACAACAAUGGAGCAAUCCACGACAAAUACUGAUCUUACAACGUUAAAUACGGACCACUCCACUACCGACGCCAGAACUUCUACGGAUAUCAUCACUGACACAACACCAAUUUCAGAAGAUCCUCCGACUACUACCUCUUUGUCCACUGACGAUCCAUUUACAACGUCCACGGAUGAUCCACAUACUACCGACUCAACUACAAACGAUCCAAACUUGUCAACUACAAGCCAUCCAAACUUGUCAACUUCGAAUGCCCCACAUACUACCGAUUCAACUACAAGCGAUCCAAACUUGUCAACUGCAAGCGAUCCAAACUUGUCAACUUCGGACGAUCCACAUACUACCGAUUCAACUACAAGCGAUCCAAACUUGUCAACUGCAAGCGAUCCAAACUUGUCAACUUCGGACGAUCCACAUACUACCGAUUCAACUACAAGCGAUCCAAACUUGUCAACUUCGGACGAUCCACAUACUACUGAUUCAACUACAAGCGAUCCAAACUUGUCAACUUCGGACGAUCCACACACUACCGAUUCAACUACAAGCGAUCCAAACUUGUCAACUUCGGAUGAUCCACAUACUACCGAUUCAACUACAAGCGAUUCAAAUUUGUCAACUUCGGACGAUCCACAUACUACUGAUUCAACUACAAGCGAUCCAAACUUGUCAACUUCGGACGAUCCACACACUACCGAUUCAACUACAAGCGAUCCAAACUUGUCAACUUCGGAUGAUCCACAUACUACCGAUUCAACUACAAGCGAUUCAAAUUUGUCAACUUCAGACGAUCCACAUACUACCGACUCAACUACAAGAGAUCCAAACUUGUCAACUACAAGCGAUCCAAACUUGUCAACUUCGGACGAUCCACAUACUACCGAUUCAACUACAAGCGAUCCAAACUUAUCAACUUCGGACGAUCCACAUACUACCGACUCAACUACAAACGAUCCAAACUUGUCAACUACAAGCCAUCCAAACUUGUCAACUUCGAAUGCCCCACAUACUACCGAUUCAACUACAAGCGAUCCAAACUUGUCAACUGCAAGCGAUCCAAACUUAUCAACUUCGGACGAUCCACAUACUACCGAUUCAACUACAAGCGAUCCAAACUUGUCAACUUCGGACGAUCCACAUACUACUGAUUCAACUACAAGCGAUCCAAACUUGUCAACUUCGGACGAUCCACACACUACCGAUUCAACUACAAGCGAUCCAAACUUGUCAACUUCGGAUGAUCCACAUACUACCGAUUCAACUACAAGCGAUCCAAACUUGUCAACUUCGGACGAUCCACACACUACCGAUUCAACUACAAGCGAUCCAAACUUGUCAACUUCGGAUGAUCCACAUACUACCGAUUCAACUACAAGCGAUCCAAACUUGUCAACUUCGGACGAUCCACACACUACCGAUUCAACUACAAGCGAUCCAAACUUGUCAACUUCGGAUGAUCCACAUACUACCGACUCAACUACAAGCGAUCCAAACUUGUCAACUUCGGACGAUCCACAUACUACCGACUCAACUACAAGCGAUCCAAACUUGUCAACUUCGGACGAUCCACACACUACCGAUUCAACUACAAGCGAUCCAAACUUGUCAACUUCGGAUGAUCCACAUACUACCGACUCAACUACAAGCGAUCCAAACUUGUCAACUUCGGACGAUCCACAUACUACCGACUCAACUACAAGCGAUCCAAACUUGUCAACUUCGGACGAUCCACAUACUACCGAUUCAACUACAAGCGAUCCAAACUUGUCAACUUCGGACGAUCCACAUACUACUGAUUCAACUACAAGCGAUCCAAACUUGUCAACUUCGGACGAUCCACAUACUACCGAUUCAACUACAAGCGAUCCAAACUUGUCAACUUCGGAUGAUCCACAUACUACCGAUUCAACUACAAGCGAUCCAAACUUGUCAACUUCGGAUGAUCCACAUACUACCGAUUCAACUACAAGCGAUUCAAAUUUGUCAACUUCAGACGAUCCACAUACUACCGACUCAACUACAAGAGAUCCAAACUUGUCAACUACAAGCGAUCCAAACUUGUCAACUUCGGACGAUCCACAUACUACCGAUUCAACUACAAGCGAUCCAAACUUAUCAACUUCGGACGAUCCACAUACUACCGAUUCAAAUACAAGCGAUCCAAAUUUGUCAACUUCAGACGAUCCACAUACUACCGACUCAACUACAAACGAUCCAAACUUGUCAACUACAAGCCAUCCAAACUUGUCAACUUCGAAUGCCCCACAUACUACCGAUUCAACUACAAGCGAUCCAAACUUGUCAACUGCAAGCGAUCCAAACUUGUCAACUUCGGACGAUCCACAUACUACCGAUUCAACUACAAGCGAUCCAAACUUGUCAACUUCGGACGAUCCACAUACUACUGAUUCAACUACAAGCGAUCCAAACUUGUCAACUUCGGACGAUCCACAUACUACCGAUUCAACUACAAGCGAUCCAAACUUGUCAACUUCGGACGAUCCACAUACUACCGACUCAACUACAAGAGAUCCAAACUUGUCAACUACAAGCGAUCCAAACUUGUCAACUUCGGACGAUCCACAUACUACCGAUUCAACUACAAGCGAUUCAAAUUUGUCAACUUCAGACGAUCCACAUACUACCGACUCAACUACAAGAGAUCCAAACUUGUCAACUACAAGCGAUCCAAACUUGUCAACUUCGGACGAUCCACAUACUACUGAUUCAACUACAAGCGAUCCAAACUUGUCAACUUCGGACGAUCCACAUACUACCGAUUCAACUACAAGCGAUCCAAACUUGUCAACUUCGGAUGAUCCACAUACUACCGAUUCAACUACAAGCGAUUCAAAUUUGUCAACUUCAGACGAUCCACAUACUACCGACUCAACUACAAGAGAUCCAAACUUGUCAACUACAAGCGAUCCAAACUUGUCAACUUCGGACGAUCCACAUACUACCGAUUCAACUACAAGCGAUCCAAACUUAUCAACUUCGGACGAUCCACAUACUACCGACUCAACUACAAGAGAUCCAAACUUGUCAACUACAAGCGAUCCAAACUUGUCAACUUCGGACGAUCCACAUACUACCGAUUCAACUACAAGCGAUCCAAACUUAUCAACUUCAGACGAUCCACAUACUACCGACUCAACUACAAGAGAUCCAAACUUGUCAACUACAAGCGAUCCAAACUUGUCAACUUCGGACGAUCCACAUACUACCGAUUCAACUACAAGCGAUCCAAAUUUGUCAACUUCGGACGAUCCACAUACUACCGAUUCAACUACAAGCGAUCCAAAUUUGUCAACUUCGGACGAUCCACAUACUACCGAUUCAACUACAAGCGAUCCAAAUUUGUCAACUUCGGACGAUCCACAUACUACCGAUUCAACUACAAGCGAUCCAAAUUUGUCAACUUCGGACGAUCCACAUACUACCGAUUCAACUACAAGCGAUCCAAAUUUGUCAACUUCGGACGAUCCACAUACUACCGAUUCAACUACAAGCGAUCCAAAUUUGUCAACUUCGGACGAUCCACAUACUACCGAUUCAACUACAAGCGAUCCAAAUUUGUCAACUUCGGACGAUCCACAUACUACCGAUUCAACUACAAGCGAUCCAAAUUUGUCAACUUCGGACGAUCCACAUACUACCGAUUCAACUACAAGCGAUCCAAAUUUGUCAACUUCGGACGAUCCACAUACUACCGAUUCAAGUACAAGCGAUCCAAACUUGUCAACUUCCACGUCGAAUGAACCAGGAUUAGAAUGUUCUGCAUUCUCUCACUCAAUGUCCGAGUGUCUGAAAAAUGGUUGCUCCUUCUGCACGUCAAAUACAUACACGGGUUUUCUAUGCGACACGUACGCUAACCUAGAACAAAAUGAAUGCAAAGGAAUUUGUGGAGAACCUGCCAUUAACGUGAUGGUUGAUCCAGAACUAGUGUCAUCACGACAGACGCUAACAUUGUGUCCAAAUGAAAACAAAACGUUUACAGUAACAUUUAACUUACAAUCUCACCCAGUAGAUGUUUAUGUCCUUCUCGACCUCUCUGGUUCAAUGGCCGAUGACAGGGAGAAACUAAUCCAAUUAAGCUCCCAACUAUUAGCAGCAGUCCAAAAUAUGACGGACGAUUAUCGCUUGGGAUACGGAAGUCAUGUGGAUAAGCCAUGGUUUAAUUUCGGUUCACAUCUUUAUGGAGAUUACAGCUUUAGAAACCAUCUACGACUAGCCAACCUCAGCGAGGGCGAGUUUAGUUCAGCCGUGUCGGGCGCACUAAUAAAAGAUGGCGGAGACACUGCAGAAAGCCAACUGGAUGCCAUGUUUCAAAUAGCAAAAUGCACUUCUGAAAUUGGCUGGAGAAAUAAUUCCCGACAUGUUUUGCUAUUAUUGACAGACGCACGUUAUCAUAAAUCACCGGAUGGGAUACGGUAUGGUUUGCAACCCUUCAACCGUGCCUGUUCUCUCAAUGGAGAUGGUUUAUACACUGGAGAAGUAACCUAUGAUUAUCCCUCCGAGCAGGAUAUCAUAAACGUGUUUAGUGAGGAGAAUAUAACUCCGAUAUUUGGAGUCACCGAAUUUUCGACCAGACAUUACGAAAAUCUUCAAAGGAACAUUCCAAACUCUGCGAUUGGUGUGCUAAACACUGAUUCUUCCAACGUCGUUGAGCUCCUGGUUGAUGAGUACAAGAAAAUCGAGCAGAGGACGACGCUUGAACGAGUUGAUCAGGAUGACGGAAGUCUAAAUAUUCGAUAUUUCUCCAGUUGUAAUGGUGACACGGUCGAAGAGACAACGAUUUGCGACGAACUAUCUGCAAAUGGUACCGUCACAUUCACCAUCUCGAUUAACCUCAAAGAUUGUCCCGUAACACGAAAUCCGGAUGACGAGAAGUUGGUUAGAAUUCAACCAAAGGGAUCUCCAACUCAGUUUGAAGUUGCAUUCAAGACAAUUUGCACGGAGCAUUGGGAAUAAACAAAACACUUAAGUCUAAUGUUUCUUGUGUAGAAUUAUCAAAUUGGAAUGUCAGGUUGGUUCAUUUCAAUAGAGGUGAACCAGAACACAAAUUACGAGAUAUUCUAAAUACUUUUAGUUGGUAUUUAUGCAUUUUGUCCCAACGAGAAUUAUUUUUAGUGAAUAUCUAUGUACAUAUGUAUAUCGUUGUGGUCAUAAAAAUAUUAUAUCAUCCAAGUUAAUCGUAUUUCGAAUAAUUUCGGUAAACUUCACAUUUGGCGAAAGGUGCAUAUAAAAACACAUCUCAAUAUGAAACCAUCAUUCUCAGUCACAACUGCUUGAUGUACAUAAACCAAUGCGGUAGGUUUCUGUCCAAUGCAGAUAAGUAAAUUUGUUUGCAUUGUUAAUUAAAAUGUCGGCUCGUGCUCAAAAUUCGGUUUUAAACACUUGAGAUCAUACAUUUAUCUUUAUUGAAUCGAGCCAAUCGAGGUGAUACUGCCGAGUACCAUGAUAAGUACAACGACAGAUGUACGUCAGCUUAGUCACGUUCGUUUAGGGUUUUAGUCAAGGUUGAUCUUUGCUGUAAUUGAUAUUGAAAAAUCAUAGACGCAGAUUUAAAUAAGACUUUCGCUUCAUAAUUUAUUAAGAGAAUGGCAUACAAAUUCGCCCCUGCCGGAAAGGAUGACGUUUCCGAUUUGUCUAUUCUUGUAAAUCGCUGCUACCGAGGAAAGGAUCUCGGAGGGUGGACAACCGAGGCAGAUUUUCUUGGCGGGAUCAGAACCACGCCUGAGAUGCUGGAACAACAGUUAAAAGAAGAAUACUUAACCAUGAUCAAAGCUGUGGACCCCGUCACUGGAAAAAUUGUGGGAUGCGUGUACUGUAAAGUGGACGGCACUUCAGUUCACUCGGGAAUGUUGUGCGUGGAGCCUUCAAUUCAAGCAAAAGGACUUGGGAAAAUGCUGAUGCAGGAAGUUGACAACUUUGCACUCAACAACAACUGCACUUCCGUAACUAUUGAUGUCAUUAGCAUUCGGGACUCACUUAUUGCGUUUUACGAGCGAAGAGGAUUCAGGCCAACGGGCAAAACAACGCCUUUUUCAAAGUUUGGAGUUGGAGACGCCAAAAGAGAACUUGUAUUUCAAGAAAUGAAAAAACAAUUAUAAACACAGAAUGUAACUGUUGUUAGAUACAAUAAUAAACAUAUUAUACAAUAACGUACGUA